Messenger RNA from Bombus huntii, 2336 nucleotides. Its product is annotated as elongation of very long chain fatty acids protein 1-like. Gene Ontology annotation, molecular function: fatty acid elongase activity. NCBI's taxonomy places the organism in Eukaryota, Metazoa, Arthropoda, Insecta, Hymenoptera, Apidae. The record is from RefSeq and is a predicted model, not a curated record. Gene Ontology annotation, cellular component: endoplasmic reticulum membrane. Bases 906 to 1844 code for a protein of 312 amino acids. Gene Ontology annotation, biological process: fatty acid elongation, monounsaturated fatty acid; very long-chain fatty acid biosynthetic process; fatty acid elongation, polyunsaturated fatty acid. The transcript has 8 exons.
AAUGUUGUUCGUGUAAAUGCUUUACUAUAUCAUCUUAGGGAAAGAAAUGGACUGGUAAUUCCAUUAAUUCCUUGGCGUACAACAUCAUUAUCGUUUUAUUUCAAGUGCGUUUUCAUUGUUCAUAUUUGCGUUUGAUUCGUAAUAAGCCGUGUUAAUGAAAUAAUGUCUAAUUACCAGUAUCAUUGAAUCAUACUGGGCAAUUUUAGCAAACAGUAUAAAAUGUCUGUAUGCAUAAUUAAUUAUAAAAGCAUGUGCAACGAUUAAUAGUCAUGAAAUUUUGCAAAACCACGGUAACUUAUAAAUUGUAAGAUUAAACGAACUUGUGUUAACAUAAUACUGACAAAAGCCUAUUACACGUGUCAACGCUGGUUCAUUCUUUAAUUUAUCAUUUCAUUUCCAAGGAACCAUAUGAUAUAACAGAAAUAAAUUUACCUAAUAUACGUAUAAUCGUAAUACAUCUUUAUCCUUUUACAUUACAAAUACUACCAACGUUAUUAACUUAAUAUUGUUAUUAAAGUAUUCAUUACGAAUGCAUUUUUAAAUCAUUUGUUUCACAUAUUCAUCUCGCUCUAGAUUUACAUCCUUUAAUUUUAGAUUAGCUACAAAACAUAAAACUAUCGUUAUGUUAUUAUAAUUCUAACAAAAGAAAAAAAAAAUGUAGGAAAGAUUUCUUUGAACCAUAACUUCCAUAUAACUUACUAAAUGUUUGUUUAAAUUUAGUUUUUUCGUAGUUUCAACAUUUUAUUUUAAUGAUCUAUUUGUAAGCAAUAUUUCCUGUUCUACUAGUCUUGAAUGCGUUUCUUUAUCGUAUUAAAAUAGGGUGUCCGAGAAACCCUUUGCAGGGAACUGUGCUUGUGUGUUACGUUCCUGUUCCCGAGUCACUGCUAGGGGUGCUUGCCCUGCGGAUGAACUUAGACAGUAGGUUGCCGCCACGAAAGACGGUGUUAACGUCGAUAGUCAGUCACUAUUCGAAUCGUUCAGUAACCCGAAUGUCAGUCGAUAUCUUCAAACUCGACGGCCAAGAUGGGAAGGCUCUCCCAAUUCAUGUGCCACAGAAAGUGGGAUUCUUAGAAACGUAUCGUUACAUCAUGGAAGAUGCAGCAGAUUCCAGAGUAGCAGAUUGGUUCUUAAUGGGCAGUCCAUUUCCAUUGCUAGGAAUUAUAUUUCUUUAUCUGCUCUUUGUUCUUCGUUUUGGGCCUUUAUUUAUGAAAAAUCGAAAACCAUACAAUCUAAAUAAGUUUAUGAUUUGUUAUAACAUCUCUAUGGCCAUCGCGAGCGCAACUGUAUUUUACGGGCUACUUACCUCGGGCUUCACCACUAAAUUCUCUCUCGGAUGCGAGACUCAUGUCAUUUCAAACGACCCUGACUCUUAUCGCACGGCUCGAUGGGUGUGGAGGCUCUUAAUGUUGAAAGUCCUCGAGUUGAGCGACACCGUUAUCUUCAUUCUCAGAAAAAAAUACAACCAAGCGUCUUUUCUUCACGUUUACCAUCACACGUCGACCGCUUUCCUUUCGUGGAUAGCCUGCAAAUUUGUCCCAGGCGGCAUGUGGACGUUCACGAUUAUGCCAAACUGCAUCGUGCACGUGAUUAUGUACACCUAUUAUCUGCUCGCCUGCUUGGGCCCACAAGUGCAAAAGAGGAUCGCGCCUUGGAAACAAUAUAUUACGGGGUUACAAAUGUUGCAGUUCAUAAUCAUGAUAUGUCAUAUGUUCCAAACUUUGUUACCUACUUGCGAGCCAAAUCGGAAACCAAUAGCUUAUAUCUACAUGUCGCAGAUUCUUGUCAUGUUUUGCAUGUUUUGCGAUUAUUACAAGAAAUCAUAUCUGCGAAAAAAGACGGAAUAGAGAUUUAGAGUGACACAAAAGUUGGGGUGAUUUCGGAUUACACGCUGUUCGAAUGCUUCCUUCAAAAUCGUAGAAUUCAUCAUCGAAGAGGCGUCUCUGCAUAAACAUAAUUUCAUGGAAAAUUAAAAUGAAACAAUCACGGACGAUUACGUUUGAUAUACCGCACUGGUGGAACAUAUUAGACAGAAUAUAUUAGCAUAGGAUACGAUAUAAGAUCAAAAUUCUUUGUCUUAAAUGUUGCUUUACAAAUAUGUAUACUGCUUACUGCGAAAAUGAUUAAUUAUCAUCGAAAUUAAUACACUCGUACGUAUUUUAAAUGAAUCCUUCAAUAUAUCGAAUUUUUUUUUGAAGAGGUUUAAUGAAAUAUGUAGACACAAAGAAUUUAAAAUAUACAAAAUUUUUAAUAAUCACUUAUGCUAAUUGUUAUAAUUAGUCAAACAUAGAUGGAUUUUACUAGUAGCAUGCAGUUUUUCAAUAAAAAAAUGAACGAUA